This is a messenger RNA of Calidris pugnax (ruff), 3662 nucleotides long. It is a transcript of the gene MMP24, whose product is annotated as matrix metallopeptidase 24 (membrane-inserted). Gene Ontology annotation, molecular function: zinc ion binding; metalloendopeptidase activity. Gene Ontology annotation, biological process: extracellular matrix organization; proteolysis; collagen catabolic process. The record is from RefSeq and is a predicted model, not a curated record. Gene Ontology annotation, cellular component: extracellular matrix. The coding region runs from base 52 to 1698 and encodes 548 amino acids. The transcript has 8 exons. Lineage: Eukaryota; Metazoa; Chordata; Aves; Charadriiformes; Scolopacidae.
UUUCAGGGUUGGUUAAAAACUUACGGCUACUUACUUCCAUCUGACAGCCAAAUGUCUGCCUUGCAGUCGGGAAAAGCGGUGCAGUCCGCAGUUGCCACUAUGCAACAGUUUUACGGGAUCCCAGUAACAGGAGUUUUGGACCAGACAACUAUUGAGUGGAUGAAGAAGCCUCGAUGUGGAGUUCCAGAUCAUCCCCAGCUACGCCACAGCCGGAGGAAAAAGCGGUAUGCCCUAACUGGACAGAAGUGGAGGCAGAAGCAUAUAACCUACAGUGUACACAACUAUACCCCCAAGGUUGGAGAGAUCGAUACGAGGAGAGCCAUUCGUCAGGCGUUUGAUGUGUGGCAGAGAGUGACACCACUUACCUUUGAAGAAGUCCCUUACCAUGAAAUUAAAAAUGACAGAAAGGAGGCAGACAUUAUGAUAUUUUUUGCUUCGGGUUUCCAUGGAGACAGUUCUCCGUUUGAUGGAGAGGGUGGAUUUCUAGCUCACGCUUACUUUCCUGGACCAGGAAUAGGAGGAGAUACUCACUUCGACUCAGACGAGCCGUGGACCCUGGGAAAUUCUAAUCAUGAUGGGAACGAUCUCUUCCUGGUGGCAGUCCAUGAGCUGGGACACGCGCUGGGUCUGGAACACUCCAAUGAUCCCAGUGCCAUCAUGGCUCCUUUCUACCAGUACAUGGAAACGCACAACUUCAAACUGCCCCAGGAUGACCUCCAAGGAAUUCAGAAAAUCUAUGGUCCUCCUAUUGAGCCUCUGGAGCCAACCAGGCCUUUACCGACUCUUCCUGUUCGCAGAAUUCACUCCACUUCGGAGAGAAAACAUGAGAGACAUCCAAGACCUCCUAAUCCUCCUCUGGGUGAUCGGCCGUCCCCUCCUGGCACGAAGCCCAACAUCUGUGAUGGCAACUUUAACACCGUGGCUCUCUUUAGAGGAGAAAUGUUUGUUUUCAAGGAUCGCUGGUUCUGGCGGCUGCGCAACAACCGCGUGCAGGAGGGGUAUCCCAUGCAGAUCGAGCAGUUCUGGAAAGGCCUCCCCGCAAAGAUCGAUGCAGCCUAUGAGCGCUCCGAUGGAAAAUUUGUUUUCUUCAAAGGGGAUAAAUACUGGGUUUUUAAGGAGGUGACGGCAGAGCCGGGCUACCCCCACAGUCUGGUGGAGCUGGGGAGCUGCCUGCCCCGGGAAGGCAUCGACACGGCGCUGCGCUGGGAGCCCGUGGGCAAAACCUACUUCUUCAAAGGUGACAGGUACUGGAGGUACAACGAGGACAAGAGAGCAACGGACCCGGGGUACCCAAAACCCAUCACCGUGUGGAGAGGAAUCCCUCAGGCUCCACAGGGAGCCUUUAUCAGCAAAGAAGGCUUUUAUACCUACUUCUACAAAGGGAAGGAGUACUGGAAGUUUGAUAACCAGCGGCUGAGCGUGGAGCCGGGCUACCCCCGCUCGAUCCUCAAGGACUGGAUGGGCUGCAACCAGAAGGACGUGGAACGAAGCAAAGACCGGCGCCUCCCCCACGACGACGUGGAUAUUAUGGUGACAAUAAACGAUGUGCCUAGCACUGUCAAUGCAAUCGCAGUUGUCAUCCCGUGCAUUUUGUCUCUGUGUAUCCUUGUCUUGGUAUACACGAUCUUCCAGUUUAAAAACAAAGAGGUGCAGCAAAACGUUGUGUAUUACAAAAGACCUGUCCAGGAGUGGGUAUGACACAGCCCGCUGCACAGCUCAACUCAUUGCUCUGAUGAGGACUAUGGACUGAAAUAAAAAGGAAAAAAAAAAAAAAAAGCAUUCAAAAGCCUAUCAAACAAAACUACUUCAGUGACCUACGAGUUUUGGACAGCCUGGGACUGAAAGAAGCAGGAAAACUGGAAAAAAACCACAGGCAGCCUUGCAGUGCGGAACCGCUUUCCUUCUCACUGCCUCGGUGGCGUGUCUCGGUGUGCCAUCCUCCAUGGGCUCCCUCUGCCACUGCAGAGCCUCCAAGGCAGGUUACAGCCCACCCGGGAAUCUUCCCUCAGUUCCCUGCACCAGUGCUCCCUGUUAAACCCAGCAUUCUCCAGUGUAGCUCAACCACCUCUGAACAGAACCAUUUUUUUAAUAGCUGUCUCAUAAAUGAAUUAAGAUCAUGAAAUCUAUGAACAGGAACAAUUCAGUAUCGUAAGCAGAAGACAUUCUGAUGCUGAACCAUUCUAAAAGAUCUUCUUAGUUUAUUACAAGAUCCAGGGAAUUGCCUGGAUACAAUUUUCCAAUACCUGCUGGUCAGAUGUUUUGUACAUUCAUAACUAAUCGACGCUGCCACUCAGCACCGUGCACGAGGAACCACGACGCACUCAGAGAGGUCUGUGAGUGCAGAGCAGAAGCUCAAGAAGCACCAAACCAGACACCAUAACGUUACCUGGCAACGACAAGCCCCAGAUUGGGACAAACUGAAGACAAAGUAAUUGGGUCUUAAGAAAAAACAAAAACCACAAAAACCAACAAUCAUGGGAAUACAUGUUUUUGUUUCGGGAGCCAUUCAGGAAAGAAAUAUUUAAAAUGUCAUGUGAUGUUGUUUUAAGCUCCCAUCAGUGAGAAACAAUGAACCGAUGGUUACCGAUACUCUGAAAAACCUGUAUAGCCGUAGACUACCCCCGAUAAGUUGCUGGGAAAAGGUGAAUUGUUGUUCUGUGGCAUGUGUUAACUAGAUUGUGGAAUUUGUAUGUUGGGUUUCAGGAGAAUGGAAAUGUUCGUUUGGAGUGAGAUCGUCAUUAUAUUUUGCUGAAAUAGUCAAGAUACAGUAAGAAUUAGGCCUGUUUAUAAAACUAAAUGCAGUCCCUGUAGAUGUUACAAACAUUGUAUGCCUUCAGAAUUUGGGUUUGGUUUUUUGGUUUUUUUUUUGGUUUUUGCUCACUUGUCCACAGGCAGAUAUUUGUCAAGGCCCAAGGGAAGCAUGUCACACAGCAGAGUGAGUCCAUCACUGGCCACAUUUGACAGGCGUAAAAAAUUUGGGUAAAGUGUAGAUAAAUACCUGGACUUUGGGCUCAUAUCUCUUCACGAGUCUCUGCCUCCAACAGGAGCUUCUGCUCAUCCCUCCUACAGCUGUGAAGGGCUGAGGAUGUUGGGUCCUACCCCCAAACUCAGUCCGUUCUGUUGUUGAUGCUGAUAUUUCUGCCGCGUUAAAUAAGAGCGGGAGAGGCGUGUCUGGCCGUGCCAUGGUGAGGGCCAGCCCUGUACAGAAAUGCCAUUCACACAAGCACACAAACUGCUUUGCACGCUCACUAUGAGGAGCAGGCGAUUAGUGUAAGCCCUCUGCCUAUAAUGGAAUUUCAUCCAGUGCAAUUAAGUGCCAGUGCACAAAACGUCCAGUUAGUAGAGAAAAAAAAUCCACCUUUAAAACAUCAGCUGUGAAAAAAAACCCCACAAAACCCAAGGGUGACAAACAUGCUAAAAAUACUCCUAAUUGCACUGACGGGAAAUGAAGAAGCAGAAAGAUUGUCAGUGUUCUGAAUUUCUAGCUAGUGCUCAGAUAUUGCUGUGGUGAAGCAGGAUAGACAAAUAGAUACUUCUCAUGAUGCCCACCAGGACUGCGCAACACGUGGUCUCAAACUGUAUUUUGUCCUUCAUAAUUGAUUUCCAUAGCCAAGCUGUUUAUUGUGUUGAAACAUUUAAAAAAAAAAAAAAAAAAAAAAGAA